AUGAACAAAGACGAUUGUCGCGCCGAGUCUAACUCGAAUAUUCGAAAUAAAACCCCGGCGAGACAACGAGAAUCAUUAUGCGACGUGCCAGACAACCUCGGUGCUUUCCAAUGCGCGUCACAGGACGCGCGAGAACGAGAAGCGUUGUUGUACCUGGAGGAGAAAAGAAUUUACGACAUCGUCGAUUUCCUGAUGGGCAAUCUCCUGCUGCGUCGGCCUAACGAUCCUUACGAGUACCUGACUCAGCUUCUGGACAAAUGCGCGCUGUCUCGUGACGGCCUCGUCAAUCCUCCGUCCCCUUUUUCUUCGCGAGAUAUAAUAGCAUGGGCCAAGAGAGCACAUUCCACGCUCAUAGAACGAGGCCGCAGCGAGAAGAAAGCGAGACGAGAGAAAGACACGACCGCCUGCAACGAGAGCAAAAAGAUCGGACGCUGA
This is a messenger RNA of Ooceraea biroi (clonal raider ant), 435 nucleotides long. RefSeq lists its product as uncharacterized. The record is from RefSeq and is a predicted model, not a curated record. NCBI's taxonomy places the organism in Eukaryota, Metazoa, Arthropoda, Insecta, Hymenoptera, Formicidae.